Molecule: messenger RNA, 645 nt
Organism: Cercopithifilaria johnstoni
Lineage: Eukaryota; Metazoa; Nematoda; Chromadorea; Rhabditida; Onchocercidae
Source: the annotation of a GenBank genome assembly
AUGGCCGUUUCUAUUAAAACUGCUUCCUUGGAUCGUAGUUAUCAUUCAAGUGAUAUACACGAUCAUGAUCAUGAUGUAGUUCCUAUACCCGUAACGGAAGAAAAGUUUGCGCGUGAAAAAGCGCAACCGGAUCUUGCACGAGUUAAACUUUUACUUUGUAAUAACAGCAAACGAUUGGUAGAAUGGGCCAUCAAAAGUGCUAACGAAAACAUAAAGGCAAUUUCAAAAGCAUCCGGACUGAUCAAACCAUUUGAUACUAAUGAGUGCAUUCUAAUCUGGAAACGUCCCGAAGAUUACAAUUCUUGGCGUGAGUUGCUUCCGUUGAAAAUGAUGUUACAAAUUAAAUUAAUGGUCAGUGAAACUGGGAAAGUCGUCGCGAAAGCUAAUAGCAAAUUUCGAGCGGUUGUUGAUCCGGAUGCAAUAUGUACAGCUGACGAACCACCAAUUCAUAAAUUUGUACUGAACUCUGAACCUGCUACCAUGAUAUUACAAAAGAAGAAACCAAAGGAAAAAACUGAUUCUAAUACCGGAAUGCAGACAGAAAUGAAGAAUAAAAAUUUUCUAAAUGAAUCACAAAAUACCAAUUGGAUUCUUGUGCUGUUAUUUUGUUUACUGGCCACUUUUCUCUUAAGGAUUCUCACCUAA